Molecule: messenger RNA, 1911 nt
Organism: Daphnia carinata
Lineage: Eukaryota; Metazoa; Arthropoda; Branchiopoda; Diplostraca; Daphniidae
Exons: 4
Coding region: 58-1560 (500 amino acids)
Biological process (GO): positive regulation of DNA-templated transcription
Cellular component (GO): nuclear body
Source: RefSeq, a predicted model, not a curated record
CACACACACAGAGUAUACACACACAGACACACGCAGCCACACAGCCAAAGGUGAAAAAUGGCUGCCGCCACCUCCCUUCAAAUGCAUCUGCAACAUAGCCCGCGCAAGAAGAAUUUCGGUUAUGAAGAAACGAUCCGGCUACUGGAACUGUGGACUCACUACACGAACGGAGGGACGCACCCCGAACUGGGCAAAGGCCACAGGACUGGCCGGCUGUGGCUGGUUAUCAGUGAACGAAUGAAGGCCAUGAACUACAACCGCGGGCCGGAGGAAUGCAAAGUGCGCGUCGGAAACCUCAGAGCCAAAUACACCAAACUCAAGAGAGGAUAUCUUGCAGGUGAAGGAGUUCCAGAUUGGCCAUAUUACCCAGUCCUUGCCAAAUUCUUGGAGGGCAGAACAGAGUUUGGAGACUCUUACGAUGCAGGAUCCCACUCUUACACAGAACCAGAGGCCAGACCUGGGGCCUCACAUCAUCAUCCAGGUAUGUUUCUUAGUAUGUCCAUGGAAGAGCCCAACGAGCCACUCGCCUGCAAUGUAGACGGAGGUGGCGGCCGGAGGGGUGCAGGCGGAGGAGCCGGAGGUGGAUCUUCACGAUCCAAUGAUGACGAUAGUUCCGUUUCGAUGCCCGAAUCGGGCUCGUCGGCCGGCAGUGAGCACAACGACGCCCCUCCUAACGGACACAUGGCGGGCGCAAUGGGUCCCGCCGACCUGCCCGGUCUCGGCGGCCACCAUCCGCCUCUACUUGGCCCUUCCGGAUUGAAACGUCGGCCAGUUUCUCCAGCUGAUGAUCCGCGCAGACCAACAAAACGGCCGAAGCACGGCACGAGCAACAUGCUCCUCUCGUUGAUGCAGGCCAUGCUGAAGAUCGAAGAGGAGCACCUGAAACUGCAGCAAGAACGAGCAGCCAGCGAGGCAGCCAUGAUGCAAGCCGUGACGGCCUUUUUCUCUAACAUGACGCAAAUGUUUGGAGGACAUAUGCCCAGUUUUUCGUCAAAACCGGAGGUGCAAAACAACAACAGCGCAGGAUCGCAAGGAGGUGCGGGAGGGAGUGGAACAACAGCUGGAAGCAGCGGUCUACACUCUGGAGGGGCUGGCGGCAACAACAACCAGGCAUCUGGUUCCAAGACGCCAUCCAAUCCAUCUUCUUCGUGUUCCAACUCUCCUGCCUACUCGCACACCUACAGCAAUCCGCCGAUGGUGGGCAAUUCUGGGAUGAACAAAAUGCACGGCAUGGACGGCCCUGGUGCCGCCACUAAUAUGGGUACGGGUUCAGCAGGCCACCACUACCCCUACGGUGGCAUGAACCAGCCGUCUCCAUCGCCAUCCAGUGCCGGACAGAUGGCAAGUCCUGCUUCCUAUCCACUCUCACCGGCGUACCAGCAAGGUGUCGUCAACACGAUGAUGGGCGCCGGUAACAGCGGGACGGGCGGUGGUGGUGGCGGAUGGUACAACAACGGUUCAUCAGGCAAGGGCGCUGCAUCUUCCAAUGCUCCGAUGGCCGUUCAUCCCUUCUCCAGCGACAUACUGGGCAUUCCCAAGAGCAGACACGAUACCAUGUAAAAAAAAAAAAUUGGGGAUUUUGUUUUACAUCCACCACCACCAUCGCCUCUUCAUCUCCCACUCCAGUUGUUGCGUGUGUGUGCGUGUGUGUGUGGGCCAUCUCGUCUCUCUCCGGCAACAUCAGCUACCACCGCUAUACUACAAAAUAGACUACAUCGUGGAAAAUUAAAAGAUAGCAGAAGAAAUGAAGAAAAACCUUCCAAUCUCACACUCACGGAGCUUCCGGAAGGUGAUGAUGAAUUUACAUUACGACGACGAUAAAAAUAUGAAAAAAGCAUAUGAAGAGAAACAACAAAACUGAAAAAAAAAACUAAAAAAACACAAAACAAAAAAAACUAAAAAAAAAUCUAA